This is a messenger RNA of Paramuricea clavata, 261 nucleotides long. The record is from the annotation of a GenBank genome assembly. Lineage: Eukaryota; Metazoa; Cnidaria; Anthozoa; Malacalcyonacea; Plexauridae.
UUGGACGAAGCGUACGAUUUAAUACAAACUAUACAAGGUUUAAAGUUAGAUUCCGACGAGAGCGACGAAGCAAUCGAUCAAUGGACUCAGGAAAGGAAAUUAGAAGUGCAACCCUAUGAAAAUGCGGUCGAAAAGCUCGACGAAAGGCUAAAACAUGUCGAAAGUAUACGCAAGGAAAAGGCUCGUAACGACAAGCUAAACGAGGAAUCUAUUAUUCGAGACUGGAUGAGGCAAGAAGAACAGGAAGCUGAGAACCAAUAA